AUGGCUCUAGAAGCCCCGUUGAGGUCAUCGAUUGACGGUGUCAUGUCUCCCUUCUCGCCGCAUACAGAUAUAUCUGUAUCCUCACCAGAGUCGCCUGCACGUCAAUCGCAAUUCCGUCCAUUGUCUGCUAGUUCUGCAGAGUCCAAUUCCCUCCGUCCCUCCUCUGCCGCCGGUCGAUCAUCCGCCAUGAACAACCACUUGAUGAGCCCGAGCGAUAUCGUAGGCCCGUCGCCGGUAACAUCAGUCGGGACUGAGGUCACGGAAAUAGAAGAUGAUAUGUCGGAUGACGCCCGUCUCGAGUUUGCCAGUCCAAGUUCUACACAGUCUUCACGGCUCCUGAUGCUGAGAACCAACUUGCCCGAUCACGUACGCCAAUCUUCCAGUGAGGAGGCUGUCUCAGUUAUACAUGCACCCGAAAGCUUCCAAAGCUGGGCCUCCUCAAGCUCCACCAUUGAGCCUCUUGAUGAGUCAACGCGAAAGACGUCGCCCAAAACCUCACCUAAACCCGAAGCUAUUCAAGUUCCACCCCCUAUGGAUCACAUGUCAAAGGCUCGAUCCCCAGGACUUCCUACUCCGCCGCCCAUUUCUACAGAUGUCAAGCCGAUUAGGUAUAGCCUUGAUAGCGCUACUCCGCGAGCCCAAAACUUGCAAGAAGUUCAGAGUCUACUAAGCGACUCUGCAAGGCUACGUUCGAGUAGUGCCAGUAGUCUUGAGCUGAUUCCAGAGAUACGGGAGCCAGAGACGGAUGCCGACAUGGAUCCUGAAGCGGAUGAUGAGGAUGAAUUCGUCACUCCUUCAGGCGGCGAAGACAUGGAGAUCAGAUCGCUCAAGACAGCGCUAGCAGAAUGCUGGACACUGUGCAACACCCUCGCCACAUUGAGCACACAUCAUCGAGAGAGGGUCUUUAACACGUCUGGAACACCCGAUGCUCACGAAAAGGCAUGGAAGGCAUGCUGGAAGCUUUGCCAACGACUUUACGACAAUCGCGAUGAAGAUGAGCAAUAUUUCAACGUGAAAAUGAAUCUCGACCUAUGUCGAGACUUUUGUCAAUCGCUCUUUGAUGUCAGAACAAAGAAGGAUGAAACUGCAGAUUCUGUAUUGAGAGUGAGCUUUGAGCUGAACAACCACUUGUAUAGCGCUCAGGACAAUAGAAACCUCCCAGAAGCUUUUCGCGAACGCACCUUGGAUUUUUAUAUAACCCUCUGCCACCGGCUCAUGAAGCAGAGAAAUGAACUGGCAGAGGAGACCGACUCUCUGCUUCGCGCAUGCUGGUCCUUGGCAGAAAUGCUCUUCAGCCUGCGUCAGAACAAGCGGGACAACAAAGCCCCCGAUGAGGAGCUCCUGGGUUCGGCCGUUCAAGCUUGCUGGGAGCUGUGCGAUAUCUUCCGAGAAGGGUGGACUCAGAUUCGACCAGACAGAGGUACUCCGAAACCAAAUCACACCAAUUUCUUCACCUUCCAACGAGAAAGAGAUCACGGAGACCAAGACGGCCGGGCAAGCCGAGCGUCAAAUCGUUCAAAGCGAGAUAGUUUGAGAGGCAUUCCUCAGGAAAAGAAGAAACCGCUGCCAGUGCCGGAAACGCCCGUGACAGAAUUUGAAGACACGCCAAUCUCGCCGGAUAGCGAGUCACCUCAAGUACCAAACAUUCUGGUGCUUGGCACAGAAAGUAACAGAGGCGGGCACUGGUCCAGUAGUGCAUCCAACCUGUCGGGCUACUCCCAGAGUAGUCAAAGAACGUCCAGCACGGCUACAACCACCACUUCGGCAGAGGACAUGAACGUUUCACGAAUCAAAAUGUUGAUUCUCAAAGCUGCAAUGAAUGUCGGUUUCUCCAGGGACGAUUCGAGCAGCCACGGAGGCGCGGCGUCGCUGCAAGCAUUUGUGAAAUCAUUGCCGACGGGCUCUUUCGGUUCACUGCCGGCACAUACCUCCAUGCUGCAAAGCUACAAAAAUCUAGUGCUUGCCGAUUCUUCUUUCAAACACUCCUCGUCACUCCCAAGUCGGGGCAAACGAGUUUCGGCUACAGACAUGGCCAAGAGUGUGGGCUGGAUGACGCAACGAUCAGGUCAAUACGGCUUCCUACGCGAGUUGUUCAAACUCGUCUUUGGCUUUCAGCUAGAGGAAGCCGACUCCAGGAAGAAUGUUAGCAUUGCCGUAUGA
Pestalotiopsis fici W106-1 is the source of this 2160-nucleotide messenger RNA. RefSeq lists its product as uncharacterized. The transcript is spliced from 7 exons. NCBI's taxonomy places the organism in Eukaryota, Fungi, Ascomycota, Sordariomycetes, Amphisphaeriales, Sporocadaceae. The coding region runs from base 1 to 2160 and encodes 719 amino acids. The record is from RefSeq and is a predicted model, not a curated record.